AGAUCAGGCUGGGGAUUAUGGCAUCCACCAUGCACAGCAUUAUGAUUUUCUGCUUCAUUCUUUGGUCACUGUAUAAAGGGUCACUUUCAGCUGUACAGUUUAACGUCAUAUCAAUAUCAUCAGUUGUUGCUGCACUUGGAUCAGAUGUGCUGUUACCUUGUCACCUUAUUCCUGAGAUGAACGCAGAGAAGAUGGAAAUCCGUUGGUUUAAGCCUAUGUACCGGCCCUAUGUUCAUCUUUAUAUUAAUGGGAAAGACGAUUACACAGCCCAGAUGCCACAGUUUGCUCAAAGAACAGAACUGCUAAAAGAGAACAUCACUAGAGGAAUUUUCCCUUUAAAGAUCCGUAACGUCACAGCUGAGGAUUCUGGGGAAUAUUAUUGUUUUGUUGAGUCCAGUGACCAUCACGGCAAAGCAGCAGUACAGCUACAGGUUACUGGUAAGUGA
This is a messenger RNA of Xenopus tropicalis (tropical clawed frog), 446 nucleotides long. RefSeq names its product myelin-oligodendrocyte glycoprotein-like. NCBI's taxonomy places the organism in Eukaryota, Metazoa, Chordata, Amphibia, Anura, Pipidae. Bases 18 to 446 code for a protein of 142 amino acids. The transcript is spliced from 2 exons. The record is from RefSeq and is a predicted model, not a curated record. Gene Ontology annotation, cellular component: membrane. Gene Ontology annotation, biological process: regulation of leukocyte cell-cell adhesion; regulation of T cell activation.